AUGGUCAAUAAGUCGGCGUUAAAGAAUCAAUUUUGCGAAUUGACAGGUACAUCAACCACAACAGCAGGAAGGUAUUUGGAUGCAAGCAAAUACAAUUUAGAACAAGCAGUUGACACAUAUUAUGAAAAACACGCAUCGAAAUCCAGUCCCAAUUCCAAAUCAAAUGGAAAAUCCUCAACCAGUGAUAUACACUUGGUUGCCAUAUUUGAUCAGUAUAAAGAUGCAAACAAUCCAGAAAUUAUAGAUAUAGAUGGCACUUUGAAAUACCUCGAGGAUUUGGGAAUAGAUCCCGAUGAUCCAAAAUCUUUAACGUUAGCAUUCCUACUAAAGUCACCACUGGUUGGUGUUUUCGAAAAGAGCAAGUUUUUAACUACUUGGCAAUAUUACAAGAUCCAUGAUGUGAAAGCAAUGUCCAAGUUUUUAGUUAACUUUCAUCAUGAUGUAUUGCAUGACAAAGGAACAUAUACUGACAUCGAUACCGACAAAGUGAUUGAUUUUAAACAAUUGUAUGAUUUUACAUUUGGAUUCUUGAAGGAAUCAGAUAAUCAAAAAGCUUUGGAUAUCGACUUGACAAUUUCGUAUUGGAAAUUGUUACUACCUUUGAUAACCUCAGUCUAUUUCACCAAAAAUAACCCUCAUAAUGAAGAUGAUAAAGCCAAAGUUGAAGAACGAGUGCAAAACUGGUAUGAUUUUUUAACCAAUAGCAAUACAAGACCAGUAAUUACAUUUGAUACAUGGUCAAUGUUUUAUUUAUUCUUUUUAGAAGUGAUUCUUCCCGAUCCUUAUAAACUUUCCAACUACGAUGAGAUGGCAGCGUGGCCAAGCAAGAUGGAUGAGUAUAUAGAGUAUUUAUCAGAUUAUAAUUUGAUAUAA
Messenger RNA from Lodderomyces orthopsilosis Co 90-125, 873 nucleotides. RefSeq names its product NEDD8 ligase. Lineage: Eukaryota; Fungi; Ascomycota; Pichiomycetes; Serinales; Debaryomycetaceae. Gene Ontology annotation, biological process: positive regulation of ubiquitin-protein transferase activity; protein neddylation. The record is from RefSeq and is a predicted model, not a curated record. Gene Ontology annotation, cellular component: ubiquitin ligase complex. Gene Ontology annotation, molecular function: ubiquitin-like protein binding; cullin family protein binding; ubiquitin conjugating enzyme binding. The transcript has 2 exons. Bases 1 to 873 code for a protein of 290 amino acids.